AAAGAGGACGAUGUUAAGACUGAAGAGAGGCUUAAGAAAUUUGGGAGAGGAGCGAGACCAGAGAGACGUAGAAGAAGACGAGACGUAGACGAUGGCGAUGGCCGGGUCAAUGUUGCUGAGGCUAAUUUUGAUGGUCGCCAUUUUCUCGGUCUCCUUUUGCAUCGACGAUAAGUGUGCUGCCUGCAAUGCCGUCGCAGAGGAGCUAGAGCGAGGACUUUCGAAUGAGAAGCCUAGGAAUCAUUUGGAUAUGAGACACCGCUUGGAUUCUAAAGGUCAACGGACAGGAAAGGUAAUUGAUUACAGAAUCAGUGAGCUAAGAGUUGUUGACCUCCUCGAUGGGCUUUGUGAAAAGAUGCAAGAUUACACUUUUCAGAAGGUAGAUUCAACCAGAAAAGAGUGGAUCAAAGUGGAUAAUUGGGAUAACCUUACGACAGAUAAACAAGAAGCUCGAGCAUAUUCAAAAGAUAUAUCUUCUUAUUGUGGGAGGUUACUUGAGGAAACAGAAGAUGAGUUGGCGGAACUGAUAAAGAAAGGGUCUGUCAAGGUAGGAGAUGUGAGCAAGGUUUUAUGUCAAGGUCUGAGUAAGCAUUGCAGCAAAACAAGUGAUUUGCAUCAUGGAAAUGGCCAUGUUGGUGGAUCAGAUGGAGAGCUCUGAGAUUCACAAAUUGACGUUCAGGUCAACAUGAAAAGAUAGCAUGAGCAAAUUAACUUAUCAGGAAAAGUUGAAGUUCCAGUUGCCACUAAUUAUUUGCUUAGAAUGAUUACUGCAUUAUGUACCAAUAUAUUGUCAACUCGCAAAAACAAAGGUAGGAACUCGACUCAGUUGGGACCGUUAUGGAUUUUAGCGGUGGGUUUGUAAUUUAAUUUAAAUUCACCAGGUUAGACAUAUGCAUAACAUAAGAUUAGGAUAUCCUUUCGAUUACAACGGAGACUGUGGAGUCUAAACCAAUUAAUUAGUUGGUUGGGCUGACUCAGAGAAAGAGUGAAAGCCGAAUAUAUUUGAUUUUUUAUUUUUA
Ziziphus jujuba (common jujube) is the source of this 1016-nucleotide messenger RNA. RefSeq lists its product as uncharacterized. The coding region runs from base 92 to 655 and encodes 187 amino acids. The transcript is spliced from 9 exons. Lineage: Eukaryota; Viridiplantae; Streptophyta; Magnoliopsida; Rosales; Rhamnaceae. The record is from RefSeq and is a predicted model, not a curated record.